UUCUACCGUAGUUGUGGUUUUCAAGGUCAUCGAAUCUAUGGGUGAUUUCAAAUACGGCUAUAAUAAUAAUGGAUAAAACUCGAGUGGGAACAUCCUUUUCAAAAUAUGAGCAACAGGACGAAAGUUUAACAUCAACGGCUCUUACCUCCAGAAUACUAGAUAACUUAAACGUACUUAAAUGCAGACUGGACCCCGAUUUAGUUAACAAUAGUAGAUUAUAUCAUGAAGAAAAAAGUGGUUUUGGUUUUAACGAAUCGAAACCUUUUGUACUCAAGUUUGUUGAGCAGAAAAAUAAAUUAUUCAGAAACCAAGCAAACCAUGAAAACAUCAAUGCUACUCCUAUCAAUACAAUAUCCCAAGAGAAUCCCAAUAAAACAACAAUUGAUCCUUCUAAUGAAUGUUAUAUUGAUCACCAAAUACAUCUUCAGUUCAAUACUAAUGAUAUUCAUGACCAAUUGAAAAUUAUAUCUUACUGUAAAAGUAAGCAAAUGAAAUUUGAAGCAAGUUAUCCAAACACAAAUGUAGAUAUAACAAAGAACUUAACCAAUUUAAUUCAAUUGGAUCCAAAAGCAGAGAUUGUUGUUAGUGAAUAUCAAGAUGGAGAUUUUACAACGACUGGAAUUCAAGGACAGAAUAAAUUUGAUUAUAACUUGAUUAAAAAGAAAACAAUAGAAAAGAAUACUAUGAAAAGAAAGCAUCUAAAGUCUAUUACAGAAAAGGUACCAAUUUUAUGUUCUAGUACAACAAAGAAAUGUUGUUCAUAUGGUAUACGUGAACCAAUUGAACCUUGGUUCCCGUUAGAUUCAUUAUUAGAAGGAAAUAGUCGGAUUAACCAGAAAACAAAUUCAAAUUUACGCUUGAAUCGAUCUAAAAGUUGUGAUAUUAACAAUUUCAAAUUACCAUGGCAACCUGAAUUCAGCAACUUAUAUCAUAGUUCACCGAAUUUAAUGAAUCAACCAACUGGUGAAUUGGUUAUCAAUCAAAAUUUUUCAAGUAUAUUACAUGAAUGAAAAAGUACACAUUCUAUAAUAAAUGUUUCGGAGAAAACUUUGCCGAAUUACAAACGACUACAUAGAUGGUCUAAUUGUUCCUCGAGGAAUCGGCUUUUCCACAUAUGAUGUUCUUCACAAGACAUCAGAAGUGUUCUAUUGCAACAUUUUCUUUCAAUUAAAUCUAUAUUUUCUUUCUUUUCAAUAAGUUUAUCAUCCAAAAUAUUACGUAAAAUAUUGAUAAUACAGUACGAAUUAUGUAAUCAUUUGUU
Molecule: messenger RNA, 1261 nt
Organism: Schistosoma curassoni
Lineage: Eukaryota; Metazoa; Platyhelminthes; Trematoda; Strigeidida; Schistosomatidae
Source: the annotation of a GenBank genome assembly